GCGUGUCAAUAGAUGGACGCGACGUGCUGAGAAGAGCGCGCAGGGAACGAUUUGGAGUCGCUUGAUACUUAGCGGAUACAUUUGAAUGGGCUCUUAGACUUUGAGAAACGCGAUAAGGACAUCUGGGAAAUACUCCGGGCUACAAGCAACAAAAUAUCAAGUGACAGUGUAAGACACCGGAUAAAGGACAAGACUGAGAUAUUUUUGAAUCAUGCAACACUACGGAGUGAACGGAUACUCUCUCCACGCCAUGAACUCACUGAGCGCCAUGUACAACCUGCAUCAACAGGCGGCGCAACAGGCGCAGCACGCGCCUGACUAUCGGCCGUCCGUUCAUGCGCUCACCCUCGCGGAGAGACUGGCUGAUAUCAUACUUGAGGCUCGCUACGGCUCUCAACAUCGCAAACAACGCCGCAGUCGCACUGCUUUCACGGCCCAGCAACUGGAGGCGUUGGAGAAGACCUUUCAGAAAACGCACUAUCCUGAUGUUGUGAUGCGGGAGCGCCUGGCCAUGUGCACCAACCUACCUGAGGCACGCGUACAGGUAUGGUUCAAGAACCGCCGUGCAAAGUUUCGUAAGAAGCAGCGAAGCCUUCAAAAAGAGCAACUGCAGAAGCAGAAAGAUGUCUCGACCGAUGGGCCCCUAGCAACAAACGAUAAGGACGAUGCCCCUUCCAGCAUAAGUCUUGAGAACCAGCCACCUUCCUCAUCCUCCUCUUCCUCCUCCAUGGAAGCAGAGGCGGCUCCUCACGCACUGGGAUCAGAACUUAGUGUCGAGCUUAAUGUGACAUCAGCAGAGCAGUCAGGCAGCGAGUCGGCAACAGAGGACAACGCAACUGACAAGGAAGAGGAGAUAAAGCAGCACAGAGAAGAUCUGAAGGUUGAGAAAGAACCAACACCUGGAAACCUUUCUCCACUUUGCAAACGUCUCAGCCCCAAACUAGAUUCUCCUCUUGGCUCCCCGGCUAUCUCAUCUUCCUCUAGCGGGGUGACCGGUGGAAUCUCUCAGAGCCACUCAUAUUCCUCAUCACCGCUCAGCCUCUUCCGUCUGCAGGAGCAGUUUCGCCAGCACAUGGCAGCUACCAACAACCUGGUUCAUUAUCCGUCUUUCGACAUGGCGAGCCCAUCGUCUAUACCAUACCUGGGCAUGAAUGUCAACAUGCCAGCACCCCUGGGCUCCCUCCCGUGUCAGUCCUACUAUCAGUCCCUAUCUCACCAUGCACAACAGGUUUGGAACAGCCCUCUGCUGCAGGCCUCUGGAGGCCUUCCUAGCCACAACAGCAAGACCACCAGCAUUGAGAACCUACGCUUGCGGGCGAAGCAGCACGCAGCAUCACUGGGCCUGGACACGCUGCCCAACUGAGCAGGAGACUGAAACCUACCUGAGCAAGGGAACAUCUCUCUACCACUACUAACAUGCCACCUGAACUUCUAAAAUUAGGGCCAAUACUCACAAAAGCAUGGGACUGAGGUUGAGACUAGUAAAAAUCUCAGACUCUUUUAGAGAGCUUGUUGUUUUAAAUCUCAAAUAGACAAUAAAAUGAUGAAGCUCUCUUUUAAUUCAUUAUGAUAUUACAUUUGUCAGCUUUGCAUAAAAGACAGACAGGCCCUGGAUAGAUUUAGAGCUAUUUAUAUGUUUUGGAUGGGCAUAGAUGUUUGAUAUAAGCACUUUUUGGAGAUGAUCUCAGCCAGUUGCAUGCACUAUACACCAGAAUCUGAAAAUAACUUUCUUUUAAUUCAAUUAUCGUGGUUCUCAAAUUACACAUCACACAACUUGUAAAUGUAAAUCUUGCACAACUUAAUAAAUUAAUUAAACCUAACCUGUAUAAUGGUCAGGAUUAAACCACAGUAAAUUGAGGAUGGUUGGGUAAUGAGGAAAUGAUUUCACUGACUACAUAUGCAAAGCUUUUAAUUACAUGUAGCCUCAGGCAGUGGAAGAAAUGCAAUUAUAGACCAUGCAUAUCAUUGGAGAUUGCCAUAUUAACACUCUGAAGAAAACUAGUGCUUAAGUGUAUAUAAAUGUUGCAACUGGAAACAAUCCUGAAUAGUAGUCAAAUGCUGGACAGUCCAAUACAGAAGUUCUCAAGUGGACAGCAAAGCACUUCCAUGUAUGGCAGCUUUUUUCCCCUCUCUGCUCAUUCUUUCCCUCUCAGUGCUGAGCUCUCAUUGUGUUUGUAAAGUAUUUUAAUAUGUACAAUACAAAGUCUAUCUAUAAAUGUUUACUGGUAAGGCAAAUGUAAAAGUUCUAUGUUUUAGAUUGAGAAGAAUUUAAACCUGUGAUGAUUCUGGUAGCUGUCCCUUUGUAAGAUUGUACUGGGUGGGCCGCACAGCCCGCCUGCGUCUCCCCCAGAUUAUUUAACCUAUACAGUCUGGUCGUCUUUGUAACUCUUUCAUUGUCACUGUGAACAUCAAUAUGCAGUCACUCACGACAUCACACAAAGUGGUGAAUUUGUAGCCUAUAUUGGUGGAGAGUGUUCCAGAAGUAUACACAUCUUUCUCUAUGUCAAUAGUAGACUUAAAAACUUGUAAAAAAAAACACUUCAAUAAAACAUUGCUUGGACAUCUUUGUAAAUAUAUGCUGUAUAUUUAU
Messenger RNA from Cyprinus carpio (common carp), 2590 nucleotides. RefSeq names its product diencephalon/mesencephalon homeobox 1a (gene dmbx1a). The record is from RefSeq and is a predicted model, not a curated record. Gene Ontology annotation, biological process: regulation of transcription by RNA polymerase II. NCBI's taxonomy places the organism in Eukaryota, Metazoa, Chordata, Actinopteri, Cypriniformes, Cyprinidae. Gene Ontology annotation, molecular function: RNA polymerase II transcription regulatory region sequence-specific DNA binding; DNA-binding transcription factor activity, RNA polymerase II-specific. The transcript is spliced from 5 exons. The coding region runs from base 212 to 1363 and encodes 383 amino acids.